CAAUUCAACAAAAUUCAGAAGUUUACCCCUCUAUUCUAACGGCUACAUUUCUUUCUCCUCUCCUCUUCUUGUCUCCAACGCCCUCAAUCUCAGCAAUCUUGCCCAAAUUAACAAACCCCACUCUAUCUUCUCUCUUCUCUCUCUGUAGUUUACUGAUCGGAAUCAACCACUUCAUGCAGCCAAGAAACACAAUCUUCAGAGAAAUUAUUUGCAAUGAACAAAUCACAAAUUUGUUGGAUCCAAGCAAAAGAAAUCUUCAGAUAAGAGAAGAUGUCAAAUCUGGUGUUUAUGUUGAAAAUUUGACAGAGGAGUAUGAAGAUGUCACACAAGUACUGGUAAAGGUUUGCUUCGUUUGCCAUGUGAGGAAAUCUGUGGAGAGAUCCUUUUUGUUUUGUAUAAAGUAUCCAUCCUCCAAUGUGAAUCCAUCAAUAGUGACGGAGCUGAUGUUCUUUUUGCUCACUGUCCUAAGCUCUUGCAUCUUUCAUUGGAGGCUUUGAUGAAAACCCGAGACGAUGACGUUCGCCUAUAGGUCUGUCACAUUCUCUAAGGCUUUUUUUUCUUCCUUUGUAGCAAAUUCUAUUUAUUCUACUUGGUAAUGUCAUCUUUUGACCUCUCCGAACUUAGGGUGCAAUCUCAAA
Pistacia vera is the source of this 638-nucleotide messenger RNA. Its product is annotated as kinesin-like protein KIN-12A. Gene Ontology annotation, molecular function: ATP binding; microtubule binding; microtubule motor activity. The transcript has 4 exons. Gene Ontology annotation, biological process: microtubule-based movement. The coding region runs from base 174 to 497 and encodes 107 amino acids. Lineage: Eukaryota; Viridiplantae; Streptophyta; Magnoliopsida; Sapindales; Anacardiaceae. The record is from RefSeq and is a predicted model, not a curated record.